Molecule: messenger RNA, 2260 nt
Organism: Erigeron canadensis
Lineage: Eukaryota; Viridiplantae; Streptophyta; Magnoliopsida; Asterales; Asteraceae
Product: cysteine-rich receptor-like protein kinase 2
Exons: 8
Coding region: 1-2043 (680 amino acids)
Biological process (GO): protein phosphorylation
Molecular function (GO): ATP binding; protein kinase activity
Source: RefSeq, a predicted model, not a curated record
AUGGUUACAUAUUGUAAUAAAAAAGUUUGUAUAAAUACCAAAAAAACUUUUUGUGUGUUUUCAUCAAAAUGGAUUGAUGAUCAUCAACCAAAAGAUAGAAAGAAGAUGUGUAAACCAAUACAUACACUUGUUAUUUUCAUUACUUUUAUCAUAAUUCAAUUACUGGCAUCUAGAUCAGCAGGGGAUGCCAGAAUCCAAACCAUUGAGAUGUUAUGUGCUGAAGGCGAAAACAAUCAAACAAUAUUUCUCAAAAAUGGUAUCAAUGUUUUUGAAAGACUUAAUAACCAAAUGCAAACUUCACAUAACGCAACAGUGUCAGAGGGAACCAGCCCGGACCAAGUUUAUGGUCUUUCCCAAUGCUAUGGUGACCUCUCUGUACAAGAUUGCCAACUUUGCUAUUCCCAAAUGCAUAAUAUACUUCCGACUUGCUGGCCAAAACCUGGGGGUCGACUUUACUGUGAUGGCUGCUUUAUCCGAGUCCAGAACUUUAGUUUUUUUGAGGAGUAUACAGGGCCUCAUGACACAAUUGUUUGUGGGAAUACAACAAGAAAAAGUACCAUGUUUCAAGACUCAACAAGGCAGGCAGUCAUGAAAGCUGUAACGGAUGCAUUGAGAAACCGUGCCUACUUUUCUAGGGAAGAGGUGAUAACACCUGGUUCUAAUGAUUCAGUUUAUGUCAUGGCCCAAUGCUGGAAUACUUUGAGCCCUGAUUCUUGUAGGGCAUGUUUGGUGAACGCUUAUGCAUCGAUAACGACAUGUUUACCGUGGUCUGAGGGGCGAGCAUUGAACACUGGAUGCUUCAUGAGGUAUUCUGAUACCAAUUUUCUUAAUCCCAUACAAACCACAAGAAGCGCUAGCAAUAAAGGGAAGAGAAUAGCUAUUGUAGUUUCCGCUGUCAGUUCUGUGGUGGUUUUCACAGUUGCUUUAAUGAGCUUCUUAUAUAUCAGAAAACGCAGAUAUAUACAGCAAAGGAGAAAUGGCUCUUAUGAAGCGAAAAAUGCCAAAAAACUGGCAAAGAUUCUUACAGACAGUAACUUGAACUUCAAAUACUCUACAAUAGAGAAAGCGACUGGAAAUUGGAAUGACUUCAAUAAGCUUGGACAAGGUGGAUUUGGUACUGUCUACAAGGGGGUUCUUUUUGAUGGACGAGAAAUAGCUGUGAAGAGGCUCUUCUUAAACAACAAAUUCAGAGCAGCAGAUUUCUACAAUGAAAUUAACAUCAUUAACAGUCUACAACACAAAAAUCUGGUCAGGCUGUUGGGAUGCAACUGUUCAGGACCCGAAAGCAUUCUCAUAUAUGAAUAUCUGCCCAACAUGAGCCUCGACCGGUACAUUUUUGAUGAAAUAAAAGGCAGACAAUUAAAAUGGGAGAAGAGAUUUGAGAUCAUUAUUGGGAUAGCAGAAGGCUUGGUUUACCUUCAUGAAAAUACCAAGAGCCGCAUUAUACAUAGAGACAUUAAAGCUUCUAAUAUCUUGUUAGACUUGCGGCUUCGUCCCAAAAUAGCUGAUUUUGGUUUAGCCAGGUCUUUUCAAGGUGACAAGAGUCAUAUCAGCACCGCCAUUGCGGGUACACUUGGGUACAUUGCUCCAGAGUACCUAGCUCAUGGCCAGUUAACCGAAAAGGCAGAUGUCUAUAGCUUUGGUGUGUUGCUGCUGGAGUUGGUCAGCGGAAUGGAAAGCAAUGGAAGCAAAACCAUGGAAUAUCCUGAAUUCUUAGUUUCUAUUGCAUGGAGGCAUUUCAAGCAAGGAACACUCAAGGAAAUGUUUGAUCCGAAUCUGAUGAUGAAUGUAUAUCCUAACAUCAUUUUCCAGGAAGAUGCCAUAAGAGUGACACACAUAGGACUUCUUUGCAUUCAAGAAGAACCAUCUUUAAGGCCAUCCAUGUCAGUGGCUCUCAGAAUGUUGGUAAGGGAUGAUGAACCACUACCCGUCCCCUCUAAUCCCCCUUUUGUAGACAAGGAGACAAUGGAACUCAACAUCAUGCCAACGGUAACGGGUUCUUCAGUUGCAACAGUUUCUGUCAGCUAUUUCCACCCAAGGUAAUCCUAGUUAGUGAUAAAAAAUUUAAAACACAUCAGCCGAUUAGAAACUUAGAUUUUGUCAACCAUUCCCUUAAGCAUCUUGGAAGCUAUAGUGUCAAAAGCAGCCAAUUAACAUGGUUGUAAUCUCGAAGCUAAGGUCGGUUGAGUCUAAAAGUACGGAAGUUUGAUUUGUUUGUAUUGUAUAACAUACUUAAUAAUUAAUAUAUGCACGUUGUUCA